AUGGCGGCCGCGAUUUUGGGGAACCAAAAGAUGUUGUCCCCUUUGGAGAAACUGCAAACUGGGCCGCCGUUGCUGCCAAUGCUGGUGGAAGGCCAGAGCUUUAUCGAUGCCCAAGACGAGUGCUCCGUGACAGAGUUUUGCAAGAAGUACGGCAUGCCGGAUCGGAUCAUUCAGGAGAUCUUCAUUCCCAUGGCCAAAGCGCUGGAUUUCAUCGAUCCCGACCGCCUCUCCAUGACUGUCGUGUUGACGGCCAUGAACCGCUUCAUUAACGAGACCGACGGAAGCCAAACUGCCUUCCUGGACGGUAACCAACCCGACCGGCUUUGCCAACCCAUGGUGGAGCACAUCAAACGCCUCGGUGGAGAUGUUCGCCUCGGGGCGGUCGUGGAGGAGGUUGUCCUGCGCCCAGACGGCUUUGUGGAUUACCUGAGCAUGCGUGGUGGCGAGAAGUUUCGGGCGGAUGAGUACGUCUCGGCGAUGCCGGUUGACGUGCUGAAGCGCUUGCUUCCGCAGCAGUGGUCAAUAAUGCCUUUCUUCCGGCAGCUGGACCAUUUGGAGGGAAUUCCGGUCAUCAAUAUCCACUUGUGGUUCGACCGAAAGCUGAGAAACAUCGACGCUUUGUGCUUCAGCCGCAGCCCACUGCUUUCCGUGCAGCUUGGCCGUUUACGGGGCCCAAGAAUGCAAACAAAAUUUGAAUUCGCAGAAGCUUCAAUUCAAACGACAGCACGCUGCAUUGGGAUGUGCUGGGGGUGA
Symbiodinium necroappetens is the source of this 753-nucleotide messenger RNA. NCBI's taxonomy places the organism in Eukaryota, Dinophyceae, Suessiales, Symbiodiniaceae. The record is from the annotation of a GenBank genome assembly.